Messenger RNA from Aureobasidium melanogenum CBS 110374, 864 nucleotides. RefSeq lists its product as uncharacterized. The transcript is spliced from 2 exons. Gene Ontology annotation, molecular function: protein binding. The record is from RefSeq and is a predicted model, not a curated record. NCBI's taxonomy places the organism in Eukaryota, Fungi, Ascomycota, Dothideomycetes, Dothideales, Saccotheciaceae. Bases 1 to 864 code for a protein of 287 amino acids.
AUGGUCACUGUGCGUGUGGGCUCUGGCCGACAAGAAUUCUGCAUACACAAGAAGAUACUCUGCUCCAACUCAACGUACUUCGACAAAGCUCUUUCUGGACAAUUCGUGGAAGCUCAAACACGCGUUGUUGAACUCGAAGACAUUCAUCCUCUCCUCUUCAAGAUAUUUGUCGCUUGGUUGUAUUCUGGUAGACUCACUUAUGAGUCUUCGGAUCCAAGCACUUCUUCGCAUGAGGAAGAAGACGAGAAAGAUGACGGAGAUAAGAAAGAUGAGCUUGCCGACUUCCAGGAAGAAGACUCGAGAACUUGGUCUUACUUGAUCCUUACAGGCUUGUUCAUACUGGGCGAUCGUUUGGAUGCUCCAAGGCUCAAACGCUCUAUCCUUGAUACUAUCGUCAAAAAGAUCAAUCAGACAAGAAAGGUACCCUUUGGCACAGUUGUAAUUUACGCCUACGCGAACACGCCCAAAAAAUCUCCGUUGCGUCAACUCCUUGUCCACAUAUUCGCCUACGAAAAGUCGUUUUCAAGAUCUCCAAAAAACAGCAAGUUGAAGUAUCUGCCCGCAGAGUUCCUCGCCGCCGUGAUGAUACGGAUGGGAAGAAGGCUGCCAUUUAGGCAAUGCGACUCCUGCUACGAAAGAGCUCUCGACGCCAACAAACUCACAUCUGAGGACAUCGAUGACGUGCAUAAGGAGGAAGAUCAAGCGCCGUACGAUCACAACCUUUGUUUCUAUCACGAACACAAAGAUGAAGAGGAAAAGAACGCAUGUCAAGCGGCGCGCGAGGAAGAAAGUGACACAGACUCAUCUUUUGAUAUGUCUUCUGAUACGUCCUCUGAUGUCUCUGAUAUCUCCUCUGGUACUUGA